Macrobrachium nipponense is the source of this 549-nucleotide messenger RNA. RefSeq lists its product as uncharacterized. Gene Ontology annotation, molecular function: DNA binding. NCBI's taxonomy places the organism in Eukaryota, Metazoa, Arthropoda, Malacostraca, Decapoda, Palaemonidae. The transcript is spliced from 2 exons. Gene Ontology annotation, biological process: DNA transposition; DNA integration. The record is from RefSeq and is a predicted model, not a curated record. Bases 1 to 549 code for a protein of 182 amino acids.
AUGGAUCGUCUGCCUGGCAAAGAAACAUCCCCUGCACAGCGAGAGGCAAUUAUUGCACUGCAUUUGGUGCAAAUUCCUGUCAGGGAAAUAUCAAGAAGACUCAACAUACCGAAGAGAACCAUACAUAGAUGGAUCAAAUUGUUCACAGAGCGACAAAGUUUAGAAAAUAGGCCCCUAGAAGUGGAAACUCCUCGAAUCACCACAAGAGUGCAGGACAAAAUGAUUGUUGAUGCUGUCAAAGGACAACCCCUGAUUACAGCAGUGGCUGUAAAACAGCAGCUUGGACUGCAAAUAUGUGUGCAGACUGUGCGGAAUAGGUUGCAUGGGGCAGGCCUGCAUCACAGGAUUCCGGCAAGGAAACCAUUGCUAACGCAACAGCAUAAAGAAGCAAGGAUGGGAUUUGCCCUGCAAUAUCUUCCAGAAGAUGCUUCUUUCUGGGAUUUAGUUAUUUUCUGUAUAGCUGAAGAAAACAUCGAGCCUUCAAGGCGUAGCGGCAGAAUAUCAGCUGGGUUAUGGGGAUGGAUGGCUGCCAGUGGCCGGGAGAGCUAA